GCGGGAGGAGAGCACCGCGGACAAGGACAGAAACAGCGCAUGGGAGAGGGACAGGAGCGCGAGCAGGGCCUCGUCCUCCACCUCCGCCGCCACACUCACUAACGGCUGGUACUCGCCGGCACUGAGCGGCGUGUCUGCCGCCAGGAUCCGGGACAACCCCAAGCACACCAAAGAGUCGUGCAACCGCAAGCUGCUCAAGUCCGACCUCAGCCUCACCUCGCACCCCGAGAUGGAGAUAGACUACUACGACUACGAGGUCAACAACGCAGGUUCUGUGCCAGGCUCCUACUUAGGAAUGGAUCCCGCUUUUUUAGUGUGGAUCCCGCCGAUAGAGGACGGCGAUAUCAUCAAAGAGAUUGACGAGAAUAAGCCUAUCAAAUAUGAGGAGGUUAUCCCCGUGGAGUUACGUCCGGACCCGGGCAGCAACAGAGAGUCCCCGGAGGAGUGCGGAGGCUCGCUGCGCGCCGACACGCGCCGCAACCGCUCCGACGACUCCAUCAAGUCCUUCAAGAAAGUGAUGGACAGAGGCGGCCUCAUACACCCCCUCAACUUUAGCGUCAGCGACCUGCAGCACUCGCCCCAACUCAACAACAGGAGCAAGAGGAGGAAGGAGGAGAGCCCCGUCUCCAUACCGAUGAAGGAUUUGACCCUCAACAUGUCGCCCGUCAGAGUGCACCGGAGAGAGACGCGACACGACUACGACAACUCGUCCACGCUUAAGCGCGUCUACGACACGACACGAGAGAAGGACGACACGUUAAAAAGGUCGGACGUCAUCGACUUGAAGUUUGCGGACGAGACGUCGGAUUCUUCUAGCGAUAUAAAGUUUGCGGACGACUCGCCCGACAGCAACCGCCUCGCGGACAGGUACGAGCUCGCGGCGUAGAGCUGCGCCCGCUCUGCACUCCGUCAUCGUCCGUACUUAUUCAAAACCUUCCUUCACUACUGUUAUAAACAAUCCAAGGUUGAGGUGGUAAGAAUUAUCAAUAUAUUUGUAGAUAUUUAAUUGUAAAGCAAACAUUUACUCUAAUGUUAUUGAUUCAAUUGAACACGAGCCGUUAUUGCCGCUGAGGUCGCUCCCUCGCAGAAGCCGCUGAUAGUUAGAACAUACGUAGUCGAGUAUAAGGACCAAUAUCAACUCGUGAUAAUUGUAUUUCAUAUCGCAAAUAGACUUAUCAAAGAUUUCCAUUAUUCAUAGAGGCACAUAACAAAAUACAUAUUUUUCUGUGUCGUAGUCUAGUCAUCUCCAAAUAUUAUAAUAUAGUUGUCUCACUCGCACUGUACAUUUCCAUACAUAUUUGUUUUUGUACUUAGAAGACUGACAUGUUCGGGCAGUGCAAUAAUUAUAAGUCUGCGAAUUAUUUUAAGUUAAUUAAAUUUGAUGGCAAUUGUAAUGUAGAUUGUUUAAGGGAAAAUUGUCUUUAAAUGUUUUUUUGUUUGCAAAUGUAAAAAAAACAUUGUCCAUGUAACUACUAUGCUAUACUAUGCUACGUUUUUCCAGUAAAGUUGGACAGUAGUACUCUACUCUACUGACCUGGCAUGGACUGUUUGAGCUCACUGGCGUCAGUUACUAUUUAUAUUAUUCCAGUAUUCAACAUUAAGCGUAACAAUUAAGCGCUGCUGACCAACAUUAUUGGCACAAUGUAAACCAAGUAUUAGGUAUUAGUUUCUGUGCCGCGAGGACACAGAAAGGAGUAUGAUCCUAAGUCUGCUUGCCAUUUUUAUUAUCACUAACCAAGUUUAACAUUUAACACGUUCUAGCUUUUUUUGCGUAGAAAUUCUAUUAUAGAAGACAAAUAUUUGCAAUGCAGUGAUUAUAGUAAAUUAUAAACGAGAUCGUUUGAAUGAUUAAGUGAUAAUGUUAAGUGAUUGGAAAUGAGGCAAGUUGGGAAUACGAUUGUGAUACUCAUUGUACUUAAAUUAUAGAUAAUUUAUAUAAUUUUAUAUUUACAUAUGUAAAUGAACAGCCAGAUAAAUGUUUUAGUUGAUUACAUAAACAUGAUAUGCUUGAGUUAAGUCAGACGUCAUGUGAAAUAGUUGAAGCAGAAACAUUUCCACGUCUAGACUUAGCGUCUAAGUAGAAUAUUUAAACUAAUUUAUUUGAUUAAUGUUUAUAUUCUAUUUACUUAUUGUUCAAAGGCUUCAGAAAUUGUUUAAUUUAUGAAACGCACCGCUCUAAAACUGCCAUUUUGUUUUAAUUAUAUUGACACGGUAUCUCUGGAAAUAAUGUAACAUUAUGUUGGAACAUGAUUACGGUCACUUUGUCCAACAAACCCUUCUCAAAUAUUUACAUUAUCUUAUCUAUAUGGGAAUUUUGUUUGGAUAUAAUUUGUUUCUAGUCAUUUUUGUUGUCUUUAGUUUA
Molecule: messenger RNA, 2362 nt
Organism: Papilio polytes (common Mormon)
Lineage: Eukaryota; Metazoa; Arthropoda; Insecta; Lepidoptera; Papilionidae
Gene: gogo
Exons: 4
Coding region: 230-886 (218 amino acids)
Source: RefSeq, a predicted model, not a curated record